Messenger RNA from Syzygium oleosum, 1321 nucleotides. RefSeq lists its product as uncharacterized. The transcript has a single exon. The coding region runs from base 237 to 1082 and encodes 281 amino acids. Lineage: Eukaryota; Viridiplantae; Streptophyta; Magnoliopsida; Myrtales; Myrtaceae. The record is from RefSeq and is a predicted model, not a curated record.
UCUCUCUCUCUCUAAACCCACAGCAAGCAAGCAAGCACUCGAAAUAGAAACUGCUGCUUGAGCACAGAUGCUGUGUAUCAGAGGAGAACCCCUUCUUCCUUCUUCGUACCAUAAAUGCACUGCUCUGAUCCCACUCUCUGAGCCCCUUUCCUCGUAGAAGAAAUCCUUCGUGUCACACCCUUCAUCUUUACCUCGCUCUCUUCCUCGCUUUCUUGCGCUUUCUCGAGAAAAAGGACAUGGACUCCCCAUCGUCCCACGAGUUCGACAGCGUCAAGGCCGAGAAAGCCAAGGCCAUGCGCAGGUACCGGAGGAGCCGGAAGCUCAAGACCCUCGCCCACGCCCUCGAGGUCCUCGCCGCCCUGCUCCUGCUCUCCUGGUACUCCUCCGGGCUCUCGGCCGCCGCGGGGGGCUUCCUCCGCCGCCUCGCCAGCCUCCUCGCGAAGCCCCUCGUCGUCUUCCUCAUCAGCAACGGCAUCAUCGGGGUCAUCCUCUUCUUGGCCGGGAAGAACGACGACCGCGGCCACCGCCACGAGCCGUCUCACAUCUACGAAGAGUACCUCUCCGCGCGAAGGGCCCCCGGCGGAGGAUACCUGGGGACGAUGGCGGCGCCGGACGAGACCCAUGUGGACAAGCAAAUCGUCCCGUACGAAGCCCCCCCGGCGCAUGAGAAAAUCAUAAGGGAAGUGCCGCUUCCCGCGCCGGAGCCCGACCCCCUGCCGUCGACCGUCGUCCCAGCCGUCGAGAAGGGCGCGGCCGAGGGAGAACUCGGCCCGGGGGCGGCCCCUCCGGCCCGCCCCGCGGCGGCGGCGGAGAAGCGCUACCGGAGGACGCGGUCGGAGGUGACCGGGGGGGAGGAGGAGGAGGAGGAGGAGGAGGAGGGGAAGCCGCGGGCGGAGCUGCGCCGGUCGGCGACGGACAACGGGCGGCCCAGGCCGCCGUCGGUGGAGGACCUGAGCAACGAGGAGUUCAACCUGACGGUGGAGAAAUACAUUGCGAAGACGAAGUGGUUCCACAGGGAGGAGAUCAUGGCGGAGGAGGACGCCGCCGUUCUCGGCUUCCGCUCGGUCGCCGCUCGUUCGUGACGGCCCUAGAAAAACAAGAGUAAAUUGUUAAUAUGUUGAAUUUGAAGGGCCGCGAGUACAUGAAAAGAAAAGAAGGCAAAAAAGAAAAUUUCGAGGAGAGAGUUUCUUUCGUAAUUAAGUUAGCUUUAUUUCUGACAAUUUUAGGUCGGUCGGUCGGUCGGUCGGUCGCUGCUGCUAUGAAGACUUGUGUACUUUUCUCUCUCGCACAGUCAUAUAAUCAUCAUGGUGAUUUUCAUGCA